UUAUAUCAUAUCAACCAAAGCUUAAUUUCUCAUUCCUGAAAUGGCUUAUCAUAUCCUUUUUCUUACUCUCCUCGCCCUCACCUCCUCUCUUGCAACGGCUUCUGAUCCUAGUCAACUGCAGGACUUCUGCGUUGCCGAUGAUAUGUCUCAUGUGUUUGUGAAUGGGUUAGUCUGCAAGGACCCGAAACUGGCAGUGGCUGACGAUUUCUUCUUCUCCGGCCUUAACAUGCCUGGCAACACAAGCAACCGUCUGGGAUCGAAAGUAACGCUGGUUAGUGCAGCUAACUUACCAGGCCUCAAUACUCUCGGCAUCUCCUUGGCAAGACUUGAUUUUGCACCCUAUGGGCUCAACCCGCCACACACUCAUCCACGUGCAACCGAGAUCCUAACAGUGCUAGAAGGAACGCUCUACGUCGGAUUUGUGACAUCAAACCCCGAUAACAAACUCUUCACUAAAGUCCUCAACAAGGGUGAUGUGUUUGUGUUCCCUCAAGGACUCAUUCACUUUCAGUUUAACACCGGUUACACAAAUGCUAUCGCGAUUGCAGGACUUGGUAGCCAGAACCCAGGUGUGAUCACGAUAGCUAAUGCAGUAUUCGGAGCAAAGCCUCCUAUUUCCGAUGAUGUUCUAGCCAAGGCAUUCCAGAUUGACAAGAAGUUAGUGGACUGGCUCCAAGCUCAGUUUUGGAUGGACAAUAACUAGGACGGUUGGCAAAUGCUGAUGAUCUCUAUAUAUUUCCCGUAGUGUUGGGUUUCAAUAAGCAGCAUGUUUGCAUGUCGUUGGUAAAAAUAUCUGUUUUGUACUUUGCUUACUCUAUAAUAUAAAAGUUUACUUUGUCUUGA
Asparagus officinalis (garden asparagus) is the source of this 843-nucleotide messenger RNA. RefSeq names its product putative germin-like protein 2-1. The record is from RefSeq and is a predicted model, not a curated record. The transcript has 2 exons. Gene Ontology annotation, cellular component: cell wall. The coding region runs from base 41 to 703 and encodes 220 amino acids. Lineage: Eukaryota; Viridiplantae; Streptophyta; Magnoliopsida; Asparagales; Asparagaceae. Gene Ontology annotation, molecular function: manganese ion binding.